GAGGGGGAGGUGGUCGAGGAUUUCGUCUGCAUCCAAAUAUGACCUCGGAGGAAAGAGACGCGCAGAUGAGAGGUCGCGCAGAGCAGCUUCAGGGAGAACUCAACUGGCAGGCGCAGAUGAAGAAACAGCUGGACGAAGAGAAGAGGAAGAAGGAGGAAUUGGAGGACAGGCUGAUGGAGGAGAAUAUGAAGAGGCAACAGGAGAGGAUGAAAGCGGAGUAUGAGGCAGAGCAGGAGAAGAGGAGGAGGAAAGAGGAAGAGCAAACCCGCCGUCGCGAGGCCCAGCUGAAGCACAUGGAGCGGCUACAGCAGGAGGCCGCCGAGAAGAAGAAGGUGCAGAGGGCGAGGACUUUGGCAGCUGCUGACGAAGCCGCGUCGUCUCUGCCCACCUCCUCCAGGCACAACACCCGCCAAAUGCAGCAGUCCAACAGUCAGCAGGACGGGAAGAAGAGAUUUUCAAACCAGGACAACGACUUCGGCCUCAACCUCAAGUCGGACUCGAGGCUCCUAGCAGCCAGAGCACCUAACAAGUUCUUUGAUGCACCGACCACUCCUGUCAAAAUGCCCAGGACAAGUGACGACCGGAAACGACCGAAGCCGUUGACACCGGCAGUCCCAGUUCCUCAGAAGGGCUAUAACCGUCGGUCCCAAAGGCCGGAAAACACACCUGGCGCUGCCGUCGACCUCCCGCCAGUCGAGACCCCGGAGAGACCAGGGCACGCCAGCCAACCAGACGAGCCUCAGAGUGGGCAUGUGAACACAUUCGAGGUUCAGACAACACCAACUGCCAGGGAUCACACGGAGGUCCAGACAGCGAAGCCACAGAAGUCUGACAUGGAGAUCCAGACCACACCAGCGUUGAACGAAUGGGAGUCCGAGAGGAAGCACGAGGAGCCACGCCCCCCGGUGGUGCGAGGUCCGCCCUUCAACUGGAAGAUCCACAUCCAGGAUAUGUCGGAGGAAGACAAGGCCAAGAUGGAGAAGAUGUCGGAGGAGGAGACGAGACACUUCAUCGAGGAGAACCAAGACCUCAUGAGCCAGCUGUCUGCCAUGAAAGUCAAUCUGCGGUCUGCGGGACCUGGUCGACAACAUGGAGAAGACGGGAAACCCAACAGCACCGGCAAAGACACGGACUCAGGCAUUGGCGGAGGAAGCACUCCGGAUAAGGACAAAGGUGGACAAAAUUCACUAGGAUCGUCGAACACUAUUCCAGCAGGAUCGAGCGAUGAUGUCGAUUACUUACGCGUUAUCUCCGGAAGGCCCGGUGAUAAGAAUAACCAACGAGGGCGAGAACCAUCCUAUCUCGAUCUUAACGACUCCACUGGGACGACCCUAAGGAAGUUCUUGGAGCACACCAAAGCACGGUCCAAGGAGUCAUAGAUAGGCACUUCUACAGCAACUGUUACUACUACUACUACGGCUACUGCUAACGACUCUUUUUUUCGGCUAUUACUAAAACUACAACGCCACUUACAUCUACUUCGACUACUUUUACUACGACUGCUGCAACUACUACUAUCACUACAACUGCUUGUGCUAUCACUAGGACUGCGACUACUAUCACUAGGACUGCUACGGCUAUUACUAAAACUACGACUACAACUCCAAUUACAUCUAGUUCGACUACUGUUACUACGACUUACUAUCACUACGACUACUAUUACUGCCACUACCACUACGACUACAACGACAAUUCAGCUAAAACCACGACACAACGACUGUGAUCUCCACUCCACCUUCACCCAUGUCUACCUCGCUCUCGUUGUCCCGGAGGCAAACGACUGAAGAAGGUAGUUUUACGCUAACUAUCGCCCGUUACUCUUCCAGUGGUCGAACUCAUUCAUGAAAAGGUGAUGGCAGGUGUAUAUGAUCCUUUGAAGUACCAGCUGGUAUGGUACUACUCUGUGCGUAUAACCUGAUGAUAUCACCUGCGGUCAGGCAUGUUUUGUGAAUGGAAAUAACGUUCAAGUAGUAGUGAAAGAGUGAUGAUAACGAGAUCGCAGGGAGAGAGGGACAGCGAGUGAGGGGAGAGAGAGAGGGACUGAGAGUGAGGGGGGAGAGAGAGGGAGAAUUAGAAAAAGGGAGUGAGUGGGCUAGAGGGAAAGGGGGAAUGAGGAAGAGAAAGCGAGAACUAGAGAAAUGUCGAGAAAGAAAUAUGGUGUUUUAUUUACACACAAUGUCCAUUAUACAAUGCAAACUACAAAUCGUAAGUAUCCAAGGCCCUGUUAUAUUUACUUUUAUUACAAUACAGUAAACA
This is a messenger RNA of Penaeus vannamei (Pacific white shrimp), 2256 nucleotides long. Lineage: Eukaryota; Metazoa; Arthropoda; Malacostraca; Decapoda; Penaeidae. The record is from RefSeq and is a predicted model, not a curated record.